GUGCUGGGAAAAUAGCUGUCUUUCCAGAGCAAAAAGCAUGUGCCGGAAUACUAAAUGUCAGCAUAUUGAGAAUAAAUGCAACACUCAAUCUUCAGCCUCAUUAUCAAGGGGGCAGCUGCUUUUCAGCAAGAAUAAUUUUGUCACUUAAGUAAAACAACUUGUCAUUAGUGGGGUUUUUUUCCCAGGUAUGGGUAGAAAUUGAUUGCAGCUUGACAGCACUGUUGUUCAACUUGGCUUUGUCUUUAUAAUGAUGGAUGGUAGUAGAAGCAGGUUCACAGAAGAAACCUGAAAGUUCAUCUAUUGUCUUCUCUUCUGCUCUUUCCAGACCUAGUGCCAGUGAUAUUAAUAAAUGGUUUAGGAAGAGCUUUAUGGCUCUUUACAAAGACAAUGCAGAUGAGCCUGAUGGUCUGGUUUUGGGCAGGUUUUUCCAAAAUACAUGUUCUAAUGCUUCUGGGUUUGUUGGGUUUGGGGCUUUAUUUUUGUUUGUUUGUUUUUCAUUUGUCUAAAGCUUUUACAGGUCUUGUGUGACAUGAAAUACACAAUGCAGUGAAGCAAUCAGAUGUAGUACUGUCAGUUGUAACUGUUCUAUUUUGGGUGCAAAAAAUCACUUCAAAAGCUUAAGUGUUUUUGUUCAAGUAAUAGAAGACCUAGAAAUAUAUUUUAGGUUAAGGGAAUCGUUAAAUUUACUUAAUUUUUUUUUUUUUUGUGACUCUUGCAGUAACUUGUUGCAUGGUGUUGGCCAGGAGGAUUGCAAUCAGACCCUUGAAGAUUAAUGUUUGAGAGGAAGCAGUUGCACAGGGCUUGUCAUGUUCUACCUUUCCUCACUUAUUGAACGCUUCUUUGGGGCCACUACCCUUUCAGACAAAGAAGUAAUGGGAUAGAGUUAGCAUGAUUGCCCUUAGCAAUAGUUCGGGCAAAUACUAGAAUAGCUGUUUUUUAGGCAAGAAACUAAAAGGAAGAAUGUUUUGCAUGGCAGCUACAUUGCAAGUAUUGUUUUUUUCUGUUUCCAAAGUAAUUUGGUCAAUGGGGGCAGGAGGAAAGGAUGCUAGAGGCUGUAGCCUUUCCUCUGUGACUGGCUCCAUGCAGCCCCUUCCUGUGUUGUGUGGGCUUGACUGUAGGUGCAGAGCAUCUCUUUCCCAUUGCUUCUGUUCUGAAACAAUCGACAUAUGACUUAAAACUGUUCUUUGGACAAAGUGCUGCACCUUCAGGGAAGCAGGAUUGCUUUUUAUAACAUCUUGGUGUACUUUAUAGUUCUGGCAUAUCAGCUUGAUUUCUGAGCAAGUGCUAUGUUAUCUGUAAGUGUAAAACUAGCUACAUAAACUACCUUUUUUGCACAAGGCCUGAAAAAUCUUCUGAUCCCAGAGUAUAUGGCAAGAUGAUGUCCUUCCACAGUCACCUCAAUUACUGUCCUAUCCAUUUAUGUAUUUUUCAUUCUUUUUAGUGAUUUUUUUUUUGUGUAUGUGUGAUUUCACAGGUACUCUAAUACUUGCAAGUGAAAAUAAUUUCAGUGUGCCUGUAAGGGAGCAAAAGUGACUAUGUUAUUCAGUCAUGAACCUUAUGUUUUUCCUUCUGCAGUCACAAUUUUAUAGGUAUUAAUUACGUUGUCCUUGCAUCCCACUAGUCUGUGUACACGAGACUACCGUUGCUAAUCACCAUUCUUAACCUUUAUUCACUCAGAAGGGUUUGUGUGGAGCUGUCUGCAAAGGACAUCAGACGCCACAUACGGGAGGUUGGAGGAAGGACUAAUGGGCUGGAAGAUUAGAGGGGAAUGCGGUGAAGUCAGCUGUAAUUGGAAGGGGAUGCUGGAAAUUGCAAGAUGCUCUUUUCUUUAAAAGAGAGUGGGAGAUUUUUGAUGCCAGUUGACAGCUUCCUUUGUUCUGCCUCCUCAUGAAUCAGGAAGCCCCGGUUCUCUGGGGUGACAUUUUGGCAACUUCCAAACCUGCUCCUGGUGACUGUUGAGGGUUGAUCCAGACCAGCCUUCUGUGGCCUGACAGCCACGAUGCGAAUCACUUACAGUGCAGCACCUGGGGUGGUUUUUCCUUUGGUGCGUGUGUGCGUAUCUAAAUUAAAAUAGUCCCUACAAGUCUUGCCUCAUGUAUGUUAUGACAAGAUUUUGGGAAGGUAGAUGAAUUUUAAAUGUCCUCUCCAAGGGUAAAGAGGAGCUUUUAAGUCGGCCUGCGGCAUUGUAUGUUCAGCAUCUUGCUCUUGCAAACUCUCAGCUGAGUUUAGCUAUGUAAAUAAAAGUGAAAUGGUCGCUGUCCUGGCGUAACCUGUGUGUUUUGCUCCUGAUGGCAUCUCCCUGUGGAAGAGAUCUUGCCUAUACAAGUAUAUAGUGCUUGAACCUUUUAGACCUCAAAUUUAAAAUACUGACAUGCAAAGCCUUUUUACUGGAUUUCAACUCCCUCACGGUUUGUUUAUGUUUGCAUUAUGUGUGUCGGGGUCCUAGUAAGUCCUUUCUGUAGGACUGUAAUAGGGGAAUCUCUGCCACUGAGGGUUUACAGUCCAGUGAAGAUUAUGCUUGUCAGUGAGCAUUUGUGAAAAUUAAGAACUUGAGGAUUUGGAAGGAUGUAAUUUCCUUUGCUGCUUACCAGGGUCUGACCUAAUUUUAAUCCUCAAACUUUGCUUGAGGUAAAAUUAAGACUAUGGACAACUACAGGAAGGCUCAAAAUGUUUAAAUCAUACAGUUGCUGAUUGAAAUGUUAAUGUAGAGUGGCUUUGGGAAGGGAUUUGGUUCAUGAGUGGACCCUGAGGUCUUCCUCCCGCCUGCGGCUCCUCUGGCGGGGUGGAAUGUCACCCUGACCCCUUCCGAUUGGCCCGGGGUGUUUGUCCAGGUGUCUGCCUCUCCCAUAAAAGACGGCGAUCGCUGGACCCGGCAGGCAUUCGGCAAGUGCUGCAGCAAAGAAAAAUGACACAACGUGUUUAUUUGGUUGUUUUACUUUUGUGUCUCGGAUUAAUGUGUCCUCUUGCAACCGGAAUUUUUAUGGAGAAGCUUGCCAGCAAGAAGCUGUGUGCCGAUGAUGACUGUGUCUAUACCAUUUCCCUUGCCAGAGCAGAAGAGGACUAUAAUGCUCCAGACUGCAGAUUCAUUAAUAUUAAAAAAGGGCAGUUGAUUUAUGUUUACUCAAAACUAGUGAAAGAAAAAGACUCUGGAGAAUUCUGGGCUGGAAGUGUUUACGGAGAACAGUAUGAAGACCAUAUGGGGACAGUUGGUUAUUUCCCUAGCAGUUUAGUCUCAGAACAACGUGUCUAUCAAGAAGCGAAUAAGACUGUUCCUACAACGGACAUUGAUUUCUUCUGUGAAUAGCGCUGAAAGCAGUCGAGUAAUCUCUUGACUGCUACAGGGGGAAGCCGACAGGAGGAAACCUGGGCAACCUUCCCUGAGCACACAGCCCUUCCUAUAAUAGAUGUUUGUGAAACAAUCUUUCUUCAAAACAAGAAAGUUUUCAUUUAAAGGAAGUGAUUUCCAGCGGGGAAAUAGUCCCACACAGAAUUUGUUACUUAGAAAUUUUUUACCUGCAUAUACUUUGUUACUUGUUAAUAAAGCGAAUAGCCUUUGAAUUGCUGUAAAUCAGUGUGGUAUAAAUAUGCGAUGUAGGAGAGUUAGAUGUGUGAUCUUGACCUGCAUUUUCCUGCCAUAACCUUACACCAUGUUUUAAAUAUUAAAAAUAUCUUCCUUGAA
This is a messenger RNA of Tyto alba (common barn owl), 3679 nucleotides long. RefSeq names its product otoraplin (gene OTOR). The transcript is spliced from 4 exons. Gene Ontology annotation, molecular function: protein binding. Gene Ontology annotation, biological process: cartilage condensation. Bases 2906 to 3304 code for a protein of 132 amino acids. Lineage: Eukaryota; Metazoa; Chordata; Aves; Strigiformes; Tytonidae. The record is from RefSeq and is a predicted model, not a curated record.